AUGACGUUCAAUUUCCAACUAACAGUACAUCUGAAAAAUUGGAAAAGAGCAACUUUUCUUAAAUGGCUUGGACUAGAUAACCUUGAGAAAAUCUCUAUCGAGGACGUUUACAAUGAACAUAUCAUUAAAAUCACAAAACUCCUUGUGCAUACCCUCAAAAUUGAUUCAUUAAAAUCGGCUCUGUUAACCACAUUUGUUCAAAAUUGUCCAUUCCUUGAAAUAUUAAUGAUUUAUCAUGAUUCGGAUGAUGAUUUAUCUAAUAUUAGUGAUGAACUAAAACGUUUAG
Messenger RNA from Funneliformis caledonium, 286 nucleotides. The record is from the annotation of a GenBank genome assembly. Lineage: Eukaryota; Fungi; Glomeromycota; Glomeromycetes; Glomerales; Glomeraceae.